CUGACAGCACUAUAAGAGAGGGAGGUCGAAAGUGAAAAGGCCAGAAAGGAACCGGCGAGAGCAGCAGAAGGGAGUCAAAGGAGCUCAUAACACUUGUCUGCGCACCGGUAACAAGAUGAAAGGCACACACUUCUUCGCUGGAAUUCUCCUGCUUCUCUUCUUCAUCCACAGCAGCCUGGAGCUGCCACUACUAGAUGCUGCAAGCUCAGAGACAGAAGCACGGGUUUGGGAGGAGAGGAAAGAUUUCCCGGUGGUGAAGAGGCAUUCAGAGGGCACCUUCUCCAACGACUACAGCAAAUAUCUGGAGACGCAGCGGGCUCAGGACUUUGUGCAGUGGCUGAUGAACUCCAAGAGAAGCGGCGGCCUAGUCCGGCGCCAUGCCGACGGAACCUACACCAGUGACAUCAGUGCCUACCUGCAGGACCAGGCGGCUAAAGACUUCAUCACCUGGCUAAAAAACGGACAGCCCAAACAAGAAGGUGAUAGGAAACGAGGCGCAUAUUCAAUACGCAGGAGACAUGUGGACGGGAGCUUCACCAGCGAUGUCAACAAGGUGCUAGACAGUAUGGCAGCUAAGGAAUAUCUUCAGUGGGUCAUGAACCAGUCAUCAGGGACGAGUGGCAAACGACAAUGAAACCAGUGAGAAAACCAGAGUGCUUCCUGUCCGGAGUGAAUUUUUGGAUGUUGUUCUCCACUGACCCAGAGGGCCUGCAAUCAUCAAAUCAUCAGUGAAAGCCAUAGUUCUUAGUCAAAGAUGAUAUUUAUGUUUAGAAAUUGAAAGCCAUAUUUUUUUCACUGUUUGUAACUUCAACACUGUGAUAUAAAAUGAUUAUUUAUUAUCCAGAGUUUUGUGGU
This is a messenger RNA of Astyanax mexicanus (Mexican tetra), 855 nucleotides long. RefSeq names its product glucagon a (gene gcga). NCBI's taxonomy places the organism in Eukaryota, Metazoa, Chordata, Actinopteri, Characiformes, Acestrorhamphidae. Gene Ontology annotation, cellular component: extracellular region. Gene Ontology annotation, molecular function: hormone activity; glucagon receptor binding. Gene Ontology annotation, biological process: response to starvation. The record is from RefSeq and is a predicted model, not a curated record. The coding region runs from base 116 to 634 and encodes 172 amino acids. The transcript has 6 exons.